ACCCUUAUGUGUUGCAGGUUUACCAGCCCACAGCGUGGAGCUGAGGAAUUAGAAGACAAAUAAGAAGCGCAAAUGGAUAACCCCUCAAUCCAGCUGCUAAACUAAUCAUCUUUACCAACAUGCCGCCAAACGGGACAUCGGUUUGUUUCUACCAAGAAAACAACCCUAAACUUCAAUAUCAGUGGUAUGCUUUACUAAAUUCUUCUUGAGGAUUUUUCGCCUUUAAUCUGCAUGCGUCUCGCAAUCAAGUGCGCCUCCGAAAUGGAGCAUUUAUUCCGGCGCAGCAGAGUCCUAAAGACCUUGUUGAGUUUGAGCUUAGUGUUGGCCACUUUUCUGAUGAUCCAAAAGUUCAAAGUGGUGGAUUUCCGAAUGAAGGAGGUGCGUAUGGACAUGAAAAACAGCUUGCGGGGUACUCUGCAGUGGAAGACUAAAGACAAUGUCGCCAGAAAUAUCGCGGCACCGGUCAGGGAAAGCGCACCGGCUACGUGGAACAUCAGCGCUAUUAACUGCACCGCGGACUCAGUCGUGCUCAGUCAGAGCUGGUUUCAGAAUUUGGACCCCAGGUUCCACCGGUUCGUCCUGCACAGACACUGUAGGUAUUUCCCCAUGAUCAUGAAUCACCCUGAGAAGUGUGCUGGGGACGUGGAUCUGCUAAUCGUGGUGAAGUCGGUUAUAGAGCAGCACGACCGCCGCCAGGCUGUGCGUCUCACCUGGGGCAAAGAGCACACCAUCAAUGGCAAAAGAAUUAAAACCCUGUUCCUGCUGGGCACCCCUGCACCUGAAAAGGACGCCAGAAACUUACAGAAACUAAUCGAAUACGAGGACAGAAUAUAUGGAGAUAUACUGCAAUGGAAUUUCAUGGAUACCUUUUUUAACCUCACACUGAAGGAGAUCAAUUUUCUGAGAUGGUUCAAUAUCUACUGCAAAAACGUGCGCUUCAUUUUUAAAGGGGACGAUGAUGUGUUUGUCAACCCAACUAACCUGGUGGAUCUAAUAGACUUUCGUAUAAAGGAGGACAUGGUGCAAAACCUUUUUGCUGGUGACACCAUUUCGAAAGCAGUGCCUAUUAGAAAUCAAAAAAGUAAGUACUUUAUACCUAAAGAGUUGUAUGAUAAGCCAUAUCCACCCUAUGCAGGUGGUGGAGGGUUUGUCAUGUCCUCUCAUCUGGCACGCAGACUUUUUACUGUGUCCGAGAAAAUGGCGCUUUUCCCCAUUGAUGAUGUCUUCUUGGGCAUGUGCCUUCAGGAGUUAAAAGUGGCGCCAGAAAAGCACCCAGGCUUUAAAACAUUCGGGAUCGUGAAGCACAAGGCGAGCCUGAUGAACAGCGAGCCAUGUUUCUACCGCCACCUCAUUGUGGUGCACAAAAUGAGCCCAGAGGAACUAAUGAGGAUGUGGGACACGGUGCAUGAUGAGAAGCUCACCUGCACCAGAAAGAGCGUGGACUUAACUCUAGAGGUUGAGUGAUCUGUGAAUGCUUUGGACACUAAUCUUUGUGUUCUUUGUUCAUUGUUCAGUCAUCGUUACUCAUGCUUUCUCAUUGGGAUCAAAAAGGGUAAUUGUUGGGAAGUAGGGGAAUGAAUGGUUGAAAAAACAAACAAACAAACAAAUUUUUAAAAAAUGCAUAUCAUUUGCACAUUCAUACGUUAAACUGUGGAUGAAUAUAAUUCCUGUCAUGCAUAAAGUUUAUAUUACAACAGAAAAUCCAAAGAAAUGCUCUAAACCUUUCAUUUGGAAUUUUUGUGUGGAUGUCUAACAAGAAUUAUGCGAAGGUGAAUAAAAAGCCAGCUAGCUACUUUUCUAGAGAAAAAAAAAAAAAGAGAGAGAGAGAAAACCUAAAAGCCACUUUGUUUCUCUGAGCUGAGCCAUUUUUUCAUUUUACGAGGUUCAAGGACAACUGAAGACGAGAAGAAUAUAGCAUUCUUUGAAUUGUUACGCAGAUAUGUUUAUGUAUUUUAUUUUCAGGACAAUUGCUCAAAUUAUAGAGACUGACUAGUACACACACACAAAAAAAAAAACCAAAGCUUUGCAUUUAAACAGUAAAAUAGCAACAUAAUCGCAUGGCAUACUCCUUGCAAGCCAAAUGUAGAAAUAUGGUUGUUAUGCAUUCAUAAAUGAUCUCUGUAAGUCUUUCACCAGCCUGAUUUGACUCUAUGAUGGGACAUUUUGCAAUUGUAAGGGUCAAUUGAUUUUCAUAUGAAUAGCCUUUAUUUAACUAUCCCACAUUUAAACAGGGUGGUUCUGAGUAUGGUGUAAAAAAAGGAUGACAUGGCUUUCAUUGUGUUUAAAGACAAUGACUUCAGUGGAAUAGCAUGCUUUUAUUUAUCCAAACACACAGCUCUUCAGAAACACAACAGUGGAAAAUAUUUCCAUUAGCAUACAUAGAUUCAUGGUCUCCAUUGGGUUCAAGACAUUUAAAGGGACCAAUUAGUUAUUUAUACUCUAUAUAGUCAAGUUAAGAAACUCAUUAAAGCAUGUGAAGGCUGUUUCACGUAGUUUUUCCUGCUAUAAACGGUCUGCUACAGUGAAUUUAUGGAAAGAUGUGUAAUGUGUUUACAACAUAUUCUACUGUACUACUAUAUUUUUUCCUUGAUUAUAGGCAACACUAUUGCCUUGAUUGCAAACUAUCAACAAAUGGAGUUUACUAAAAAGUAUUUUUUAUUCCAUCAAGAACACUUCAGCUCAGCAAAAUGAUUUCAUGUAAAGUUUAUUUUUUACAUUUUUAGAUCUGGCCACCAUACUUGCGCUCACAUGUACAGAUUUAUUUGUAAUACGUGAUAUUUAUAGAGUUUUAUGAUACUUAAUUUAAUAAAUACAUUUUCGACCUCUUUUUUCCCGGAAAUGUUACAAAUACAAAUACUGCAUUUAUAUAGAAAUACACAAACAAAUCCACAAAAUAGCAAAUAUGUAUCAGUAAUUUAUUAAAUAUCAAUGAUUUCAUUGUUUAUUGUUUGAAAAUAAGGGACAAGUUUGUGAAUAAAAUGAUGGUAAAACUGGCAAAACUGUCAUUAAUACAGAAGUUGGACACUUGAAAUACUGUUUAAUGUUGGUAUAACAUUCAUGACCAUUUCCAUCACAUCAUGUGUGGAUCUUGCUUCAGAAAAACAGCACUGAAAAGUCAAGUCAUAAUAGAAAAUGCUGAUAUGUAUGGCUCAUUUUAAUAAGAAAAAGGCCUUGUUUUUGCGGACACUGCUUUGGUUAAUAUCUGUUCAUGUAGGGGUUCUAUUAUAUUUUAUAUAUUUGGGGGGGGGGGAAACUAUCAGUACUGUUGAUUUUAAGUUACAGAGAUGGGAUUUAAUCUCAAUUGCUUUAAAAUCUAUGAUAAAGAAGAUAAAGACAAAAAUAAUUGUCUAUUUCCACAUCAUGCACACUACCUGUUAAACCUGUAAUAUACAUGAUGUGAAAAGUCUUAAAUCUGAAGACAUUUUUUAAGUCCUGGAAUAAAUAAAUAAAUAAAUAAAUAAUAAUAAAAAAAA
Hemibagrus wyckioides is the source of this 3473-nucleotide messenger RNA. It is a transcript of the gene b3gnt7l, whose product is annotated as UDP-GlcNAc:betaGal beta-1,3-N-acetylglucosaminyltransferase 7, like. Gene Ontology annotation, cellular component: membrane. The transcript has a single exon. Bases 232 to 1464 code for a protein of 410 amino acids. Lineage: Eukaryota; Metazoa; Chordata; Actinopteri; Siluriformes; Bagridae. The record is from RefSeq and is a predicted model, not a curated record. Gene Ontology annotation, molecular function: hexosyltransferase activity.